Messenger RNA from Parnassius mnemosyne (clouded apollo), 2763 nucleotides. Lineage: Eukaryota; Metazoa; Arthropoda; Insecta; Lepidoptera; Papilionidae. The record is from the annotation of a GenBank genome assembly.
AUGGCGGAUCAAAAUAAGGGUCGUGGUCGUGGCAUGGCCUUGCUACAAGCCUUAAAAAAGUCUCAAAUGGUGGAUUCACCGCCACCUUCAGAAGAGUCAUCUCCAGAUGUGACUCCUGGUCCUAGUGUGGCUCCAAGUGUUGUCAGCUCUACCGCUGUUCCAUCUUCAACGACAAUAGGAGGAAGAGGUAGAGUUGCUGCAAUGAUGCUAUCAAAAAUGCAACAAAAGCCGAAAGAUCCACCACCGUUCUCACCAGCUACAGAUGUGAGCCCAAGUUUAGCAACAACAGGAGGUGCAGGUCGAGGGUUAAAGCUGUUACAAAACUUGAAAGCUCAAAUGGCCCAGAAACAGCCACAGGUGGGAGUCGAAGAGGUGAAAGAAGUCACACAAAAGAUGGCUCAAAGUACAAUAUCAUCAGUACAGUCAUCAUCAGUCGCAAAAAAUAAAUAUUUCAGAGAAGUAAAAGAGACACCACCUGUUGUUAAAAAAGGUGAAUCAGGAACACCUUGCGAAGUAACAGCGAACUUUAUCUACCUUAACUUUGAAGAAAAUAAUGUGUUUGAAUAUGAAGUUAAGUACGAACCCGACCAGGACUAUAAGCAUCUGCGUUUUAAACUACUAAAUGAACAUAGCAAAUACUUCAAAGAGAAAACAUUUGAUGGAACCACACUAUAUGUUCCCCACAAAUUGCCAGAAGAAGCCACAAAACUUAUUUCAACAAAUCCUUUCGACAACAGCAAAGUUGAAAUUUCAAUAAUAUUCAGAAGGACUCGGCGUUUAAGUGAGAUGAUACAUAUUUACAAUGUGCUAUUUAAGCACAUUAUGAAGGAUCUUCAACUGGUGAGGUUUGGUCGACAGCACUACAAUGAGAAGGGCGCCAUACAAAUACCACAGCAUAAACUUGAAGUUUGGCCCGGGUAUGUGACGGCAGUCGAUGAAUAUGAAGGUGGACUUAUGUUGACCCUUGAUUCUACUCAUCGCGUACUUCGUACACAAAGUGUUUUGUCAUUUAUAAAAGAAACUGUGCAGAGCGAAGGCGCCAACUGGAAGCGAGCCUUGUCUGAUAGGCUUGUCGGGAGCUCAGUUAUGACGACAUAUAAUAAAAAAUUGUUUCGGGUGGACAGUAUUGACGACACCAUGAAUCCGCGCUCAACAUUUGAAAAGAAUGAAAAAGGUCAACCUGUAAAGAUAAGCUUCAUUGACUACUACAAGAAAAAUUAUGGCAUUGAUAUUAUGGAUUGGGAUCAACCACUACUUAUAUCUAGAGAAACAAAGCGCAUGCCGGGAUCCGAAGAGCCCACAGAUUUUAUGAUCUGCUUAAUACCUGAGUUAUGCCAACUUACUGGUUUGACUGAUGAUCAGCGAAGUAAUUUCCGUCUUAUGAAAGAUGUCGCCACCUACACUCGGAUUACACCUAAUCAGCGACAUGCUGCUUUCAAAAAGUACAUCCAAAAUGUCCUUGAAAACGAAACAGCAAGAAAUCGCUUAGCGGGAUGGGGUCUCAGCAUUGCUCCAGAGACCAUAAACAUUACGGCUAGGACUUUGCCACCAGAGACAUUAUACUUUGGGAAUGACGUUAAAGUACCUGGGAAACCAAAUGCAGAGUGGAAUGGCGAAGUAUCGAAAAAUGCGGUGAUGCAAGCCGUGGAUAUACUCCGAUGGGUUAUACUAUUCACGGACAGGGAUAAAAAUGUUACUACAGAGUUCCUAGAUACAUUAAAGCGUUGCUGUCGGCCAAUGGGUAUCAAUGUAUCUAGCCCAGAAUUGAUACGUCUACCCAACGACCGCACAGACUCAUAUGUGAUGGCUUUGAAGAAAUGUAUCAUGUCGAAUCUUCAGUUAGUCGUGGCAAUCUGUCCGACGUCACGUGACGACCGUUAUGCCGCUAUCAAGAAGAUAUGCUGUGUUGAUUACCCUGUGCCCUCUCAGGUGAUUAAUGCACGAACUAUUAUGAACAGCCAAAAAAUUCGUGCCAUCACUCAAAAGAUUCUACUUCAAAUUAACUGCAAGUUAGGCGGUACUCUAUGGAACAUCAGUAUACCUAUGAAAUCCGCCAUGAUUAUUGGCAUUGACUCUUAUCAUGAUGCAAGCCGAAAAAAGCAUAGUGUUUGUGCUUUCAUAGCAUCCUACAAUCAAACAAUGACACAUUGGUAUUCCAAGGCGGUGUUUCAAGAGCGAGGGCAGGAGAUUGUUGACAGCCUCAAGUCUUGCUUAGUAGAUUCGCUAAAGCAUUACCUGCGUGUUAAUGGUAGACUGCCUGACAGAAUUAUUAUUUACAGGGAUGGUGUUGGCGAUGGUCAGCUAAAACUCCUGCAGCAGUAUGAGAUACCUCAGAUGCAGAUAUGCUUUUCCCUCCUUGGGACAACCUACAAACCGACACUUACUUAUGUCGUGGUACAAAAGCGUAUAAACACCAGAAUUUUCUUGAAAGCUAAUAAAGGCUUUGAAAACCCGAACCCCGGUACUGUUGUCGAUCACGCAAUUACGAGAAGAGAUUGGUAUGAUUUCUUGAUUGUGUCCCAGAAAGUCAAUCAGGGUACAGUCACACCAACACAUUAUGUGGUGGUACACGAUGACAGUGGAAUGACACCCGACCAAUGCCAGCGGCUCACAUACAAAAUGUGCCAUUUGUACUACAAUUGGCCGGGGACUGUACGAGUCCCGGCUCCGUGCCAGUACGCCCAUAAACUUGCAUAUUUGGUGGGCCAGAACAUACACCAACAACCAUCGGAGGCUCUUACUGAUAAACUGUUCUUCUUAUAA